AUGUUUGAUGGCGGUCACUACAGCAGCGACGAUGAUGACGAUGAAGAUAAUGAGUUCCAUGUUGACGGAAAUCCCGAUGUUUCAGUGCAAGAUAUUGCGGUCGAAAAUCAUGGCAUUCGCAAUGGGGUCAGACAAUUUCUUCGAAUUCUUAGCAGGCGAGUCAGUGCCGGUAAUCGCGGAAUUAAUGUCGAUGGACGCGAUUCUGAUUCUUCUGAAGAAUCAGCCGACGAGGAUGAAGAUCCGGCAUCAGAAGCUCACGAUGGUGAACCUAACAGGAAUUUCGAUGUUCAUGAAUCGUCUAAACAUCAGUACUUGUUCAAACCUGCACAUGCUUCGGAAGAAAUUGACAUGGGAGCUACAAUGUGGCUUCAACCUGGGAAAGAACACACCGUUCCUUUCAUAAGUUGGGAUCUUGUUGUACUGCCUGGUAAGUUUAUACCCUAG
This is a messenger RNA of Strongylus vulgaris, 444 nucleotides long. Lineage: Eukaryota; Metazoa; Nematoda; Chromadorea; Rhabditida; Strongylidae. The record is from the annotation of a GenBank genome assembly.